GCCGUACACGUGGUAAAUCCCGAAUCACAAACUGAUUUUUGUGCAGCACCAUCGAGAUUAAUAAGGUCCCUCCUUGACGUUUAAUCAGCUUGCGCUCUUCUACACUCCAAAUUCAGCUCAAGUUCUUGGAGGACUGCGUGUUUACUCUCAUGGCGAUUGAGGCAUGGUUCAUGGAAGAGAACGAUGAGGAUCGGAGGCUCCCUCAUCAUCGCAACCCUAAAGAGUUCGUUUCACUCCACCACUUAGCAGACCUGGGCGUGCUAUACUGGCAUUUAAACCCAAAGCACUACGAAAACGACGAGGAAUUGAAGAAGAUCAGAGAAGACAGAGGCUACAGUUACACAGAUAUGUUGGACCUGUGUCCUGAGAAAAUGGAGAAUUACGAAGAGAAGCUGAGGAACUUCUACACGGAGCACAUCCAUGGAGACGAAGAGAUUCGGUACUGCUUGGAGGGGAGUGGGUAUUUCGAUGUGAGGGACAAGAACGACCGUUGGAUUCGCAUCUGGAUUAAGGCCGGCGAUCUCAUUGUCUUGCCCGCUGGAAUUUACCAUCGCUUCACUCUCGAUACCUCUAACUACGUCAAG
Camellia sinensis is the source of this 584-nucleotide messenger RNA. NCBI's taxonomy places the organism in Eukaryota, Viridiplantae, Streptophyta, Magnoliopsida, Ericales, Theaceae. The record is from RefSeq and is a predicted model, not a curated record.